This is a messenger RNA of Choloepus didactylus (southern two-toed sloth), 1683 nucleotides long. It is a transcript of the gene CD1A, whose product is annotated as CD1a molecule. The transcript has 6 exons. Gene Ontology annotation, molecular function: lipopeptide binding; exogenous lipid antigen binding; endogenous lipid antigen binding. Gene Ontology annotation, biological process: positive regulation of T cell mediated cytotoxicity; antigen processing and presentation, exogenous lipid antigen via MHC class Ib; immune response. The coding region runs from base 154 to 1164 and encodes 336 amino acids. NCBI's taxonomy places the organism in Eukaryota, Metazoa, Chordata, Mammalia, Pilosa, Megalonychidae. Gene Ontology annotation, cellular component: external side of plasma membrane. The record is from RefSeq and is a predicted model, not a curated record.
CCCAUUUCCUUUGUGGCAGAGAGUGGGUGCAGGGGACAUUAGUCUGUUGGUGGGAGAAGGAAGUCAGAAUAGAGUUAUUGUGGGGUAGGUUUGUUGAGAACAGAUAUCAAAGACCAGCUUUUCUGAGAGAAAGAAAUAACAUCUGCAAACAAAAUGCUGUUUCUGCAACUUUCAUUGCUACUUCUUCUCUUUCCAGGUGGUGACAAUGAAGAUGCCUUCCAGAAACCUAUCACUUUCCACAUCAACCAGAUCACCUACAUUUACAACCAUACCUGUGCAGGAACUCUGAUCUCAGGAUGGUUGGAUGAGUUGCAGACUCAUGGCUGGGAGAGUGACUCUGGCACCACCAUUUUCCUGUGGCCCUGGUCCAGGGGCAACUUUAGCAACAAGGAGUUAAGGGACACAGAACAACUAUUCUGUAUGUACUUCAUUGGAUUAGUUCGGGAAUUUCGAAACUAUGCCAGUCAAUUUCAGUUCAAGUAUCCCUCUGAAAUACUGAUGAUGGGAGGCUGUGAGCUGCACUCUGGGGAGACUACAACUGGCUUCCUGCGGGCAGCUUAUCAAGGAUCAGAUUUCCUGAGCUUCCAGAACAAUUCAUGGGUGCCAUCUCCUGCAAGUGGAAUUAGGGCCCAAAGUGUCUGCUCACUACUCAACCAGUACCAAGGCAUCAAGGAAAUAGUACACGGCCUCCUCAGUGACAUCUGCCCACGUUUCAUGUUGGGUAUUUUAGAUGCAGGAAAGGCGUAUCUUCAGAGACAAGUGAGGCCACAGGCAUGGCUGUCCAGAGGCCGCCCUCCUGGUCCCGGACGUCUGCUGCUGGUUUGCCAUGUCUCUGGCUUCUACCCCAAACCUGUGUGGGUGAUGUGGAUGCGGGGUGAGCAGGAACAACCAAGCACUCGCCAAGGUGAUGUCCUGCCCAACGCUGAUGGAACAUGGUAUCUUCGGGUGUCCUUGGAUGUGGCAGCUGGGGAAGCGGCUGGCCUGUCCUGCCGGGUGAGGCACAGCAGCCUAGAUGGCCAGGACAUCAUCCUCUACUGGGAGCAUCACAGCUCCAAGAGCUGGAUCUUCUUGGCAGUGAUAUUGCCCCUGGUGCUCCUGACAGGCCUUGUAUUUUGGUUGAGGAAGCGCUGGUCAUAUCAGAAGACACAGAGAGCCUCCUCUUAACCUUCUUCCUUUGGAACAGGAAACCAGCAGCCCAGGUGCUCAGAAUACAGCUAAACGUGAUGUGGUCAUGGCAACCUUUCAACUUUCUAUGUAAAACUUUUUUUGUUUAUUUCUGCUUUAUGAUAGGUUGUCAAUAUAAGUUAAAGUAAUUUUAUAGGAUUUGUUUUUCUGACCUAAGUUAUAGAGUUUUACAAUUCAGGUUUUAACUCUGAAUGGAAUGGGAUCCUAGCUACCCCAUAUUAAAAGAUGAAUUGAUCAUCAAGACCAUUUCAGAUGUCACUUCCUUGAGAAGCCUUCCCUGAUUCACAAGUGGGACACAGAUGCUCCUUUGCCUGAACUUGAGCUGUAGUUUGCAAAAUAUACUCACUUCAUUCUGUUUGUUAGUUAUUUAGGCCCCUUUUCCCCUUCUAAUUUUUAUGCUCCUCCAGGGCAAAAUCCAAGUCUUCUUAAUAUGUUUCCCUAGCAAAGUGUCUUACUUGCGUGUAGUGUGGUCUCAAUAAAAGCUUGUGUUGAAUUAUG